CGGUCAACCAAACUUGCCAGCCUAUUCUUAGUAUUACUAGAUCAACCAUAAGUUUACAACCACUUUGAGAAGAAGAAACUUGUAUAAUGAAACCUUUUAUUGUAUUCCUUGUACUCAGCAGUGCAGUAGCAACUAAUAAAUUAAUUUGGCGGGAAAAUGUGGCCGAACCACGUGAAGAGGAAACCAUUUCUAAUUUGGAAGAUUUUUUCUCUUCCGGUGUGACGGGAGAUGAGAUCUCUCACCAGAGGAAUUUUUACAAUCCUAUUCCGGAUCCUUUCCUUCUACAAAAAGAAAGAGAUUUAGGUUUGGAUGUGCUGACUGCUCUGCUGGGCGGAGGUCUCUCGUUUACACGAUGCGAGCGUUCAUGUCUCCGCGGUGUGUGUCUUCUCCGCUCCGGUCAAUACAGAUGUGUUCGAAGAUCAAGUUUGGGAGGGGAUAGACCUGAAAGUUUAAGGUUUUGUGAAGAGAACUGUCCAAGAAGAAAUGGUUUUUGUCAAAGAUCAGGCCAAGGAUACAGGUGUGUUCCUGUGACUGUUCUUCCUGAAAGCUUACGUUUCUGUCAACAGAAUUGCCCAAGACGGAAUGGAAUCUGCCGAAGGGCUGGGAACGGAUACAGAUGCCAACCAAGAGACUAAAAAAUCGAAAAUCAGCAUAAUCUGACAUAAUUUACUGAAUCAGCUGACUUAUUCUGUUCUUGCAUAAAUUAUAAAAUCAGCUGACUUAUUCUGAUUUUGCAGAAAUCAUAAAAUCAGCUGACUUAUUCUGAUUUUGCAGAAAUUAUAAAAUCAGCUGACUUAUUCUGAUUUUGCAUAAAUUAUAAAAUCAGCUGACUUAUUCUGAUCUUGCAUAAAUUAUAAAAUCAGCUGACUUAUUCUGAUCUUGCAUAAAUUAUAAAAUCAGCUGACUUAUUCUGAUCUUGCAUAAAUUAUUAAAUCAGCUGACUUAUUCUGAUCUUGCAUAAAUUAUGAAAUCAGCUGACUUAUUCUGAUCUUACAUAAAUUAUGAAAUCAGCUGACUUCUUCUGAUCUUGCAUAAAUUUUAAAUUCAGCUGACUUAUUCUUAUCUUCCAUAAAUCCGAAAAUCAGCUUACUUAUUCUGAUUUGGCAUAAAUUUAAAAAACAUUAUUUACACUGUAUAGGAUAUAUUAUUUGCAAUGAAUGUAGUAAGAAUUGUAUAUUUGAAUGAUGUUCAAUGAUAUGAAAAUAAAUGUAUAA
Molecule: messenger RNA, 1214 nt
Organism: Eurytemora carolleeae
Lineage: Eukaryota; Metazoa; Arthropoda; Copepoda; Calanoida; Temoridae
Exons: 6
Coding region: 87-635 (182 amino acids)
Source: RefSeq, a predicted model, not a curated record